AGUAUUAAACUUAGUAGUAAUAAUGGUUGAAGAAAUGGAUACAACAGGAGGUGCUUUGAAUAGUUUAUUUUCAUUUACCAGCCCAUCUGUAAAAAAAUUACUAGGGUGGAAACAAGGAGAUGAAGAAGAAAAAUGGGCUGAAAAAGCUGUGGAUGCACUAAUGAAAAAGUUAAAAAAAACGAAAGGGGCAACUGAAGAUUUACAAAAAGCUCUAAGUUCACCAGGACAACCAAGUAAAUGUGUUACUAUACCUAGAAGUCUUGAUGGUCGAUUGCAAGUAUCUCACAGGAAAGGUUUACCUCAUGUUAUAUACUGUAGAGUAUGGCGAUGGCCUGAUCUUCAGUCACACCAUGAGCUUAAGGCAGUUGAUCACUGUCAAUUUCCAUUCUCUGCUAAACAAAAAGAUGUUUGCAUAAAUCCAUAUCACUAUCAAAGAGUUGAAAGUCCAGUUUUACCGCCAGUACUAGUUCCUCGUCAAAGUGAGUAUGCUCCACAACAGGCAUUGCAACAAUAUCAGCCACCAAUUGAUGUUGGAAUGCCAAUUAAUGUAUCAAUGAAUACUGAUGGAUUCCCUGAAAGUGUAUUAACUACCAAUCAAACUACAACUAAUGUUUCUAAUCAAAUUUCUUCUACAAAUAACAUUAAUCCUUUUUCGGAUACUUCUCUAAUUGAGAAUACUUCAUUUUCUUCAGCAGAUGAUCCAAACAAAAUAAAUAAUAUCGAUAAAAAUACCAAUUUAGAAGAUCUUGAUGGUAUUCCAAUAGUUUAUCAAGAACAACCUUGUUGGGCUAGUAUAGCAUAUUACGAACUCAAUUCUAGAGUAGGUGAAGUGUACCAAUGUCAUUCACCUCAUGUGGUUGUGGAUGGUUUUACAAACCCUAGAAAUGAUUUAAAUCGAUUUUGCCUUGGUCAAUUAUCUAAUGUAAAUCGCAAUUCAACUAUUGAAAAUACUAGACGACAUAUAGGCAAAGGUGUUCAACUUUAUUAUGUUGGAGGUGAAGUCUUUGCUGAAUGUUUAUCUGACUCUGCUAUAUUCGUUCAAUCACGUAAUUGUAACCAACACCAUGGUUUUCAUCCAUCUACAGUAUGUAAAAUACCACCAGGUUGUUCAUUGCGUAUAUUUAACAAUCAAGAAUUUGCUGGUCUUUUAUCACAGUCAGUUAAUCAUGGGUUUGAGGCAGUUUUUGAAUUAACCAAAAUGUGUACAAUACGUAUGUCAUUUGUAAAAGGUUGGGGGGCCGAUUAUCACCGUCAAGAUGUUACAAGUACACCAUGUUGGAUUGAGAUACAUUUACAUGGACCUUUACAAUGGCUUGAUAAGGUAUUGACACAAAUGGGAAAACCUCAUGAUGCUAUAACAUCACACUCUUAAUAUUAAGAAAUGUUUUUAAAAUUUCAUUUGAUGAUUCCUAUGACCAUUAAAUUGGUAAAAUAUUAUUUUAUAAAGUUUAUUUUUUUUUAAUACUUUGUGAAACUAUUUGAUUAAUGGUUUAACUUGUAAAUAAAUAUAAAUAUAACUUAAGUAUAUAUUUUUAUAUUAUUAAGUUGUUUUUAAAUAUUUUUAGUAAAUACAAUUCA
This is a messenger RNA of Rhopalosiphum maidis (corn leaf aphid), 1578 nucleotides long. Its product is annotated as protein mothers against dpp-like. Gene Ontology annotation, biological process: BMP signaling pathway; transforming growth factor beta receptor signaling pathway; cell differentiation. Gene Ontology annotation, cellular component: heteromeric SMAD protein complex. NCBI's taxonomy places the organism in Eukaryota, Metazoa, Arthropoda, Insecta, Hemiptera, Aphididae. The transcript has 7 exons. Bases 23 to 1372 code for a protein of 449 amino acids. Gene Ontology annotation, molecular function: RNA polymerase II cis-regulatory region sequence-specific DNA binding; I-SMAD binding; DNA-binding transcription factor activity, RNA polymerase II-specific. The record is from RefSeq and is a predicted model, not a curated record.